Branchiostoma floridae (Florida lancelet) is the source of this 4658-nucleotide messenger RNA. RefSeq lists its product as uncharacterized. NCBI's taxonomy places the organism in Eukaryota, Metazoa, Chordata, Leptocardii, Amphioxiformes, Branchiostomatidae. The transcript is spliced from 3 exons. The coding region runs from base 739 to 1605 and encodes 288 amino acids. The record is from RefSeq and is a predicted model, not a curated record.
UUACUGUUUGCCCGCCGCCAUAUUUGUGUCGCACUCAGAAAAAGAGGAGCAGUGCAGUUUCGCACCUCUAACGGGUUUCACCUCUUCACAGACGUUUGGACGGGACGAAAAGCCACAAUUAAAACUCUUUAAACCUUUUCAAUGAAAAAAGGUUUUCAUUGAAAAGUUUUAAAGAGUUUUAAGGCAAAAACAUCGAUCCCCAGGCUUAAGAAAGGAUUCUCGGCACGGUUCAGUGCAUCGGCACAGCGGCAACUCAGUACAACACGGCAAACAUUGUUCGCCAGGCAAAAGUUUCUCCGAAGGGGCUGAAGUCGAGCGAGUAGAGGCAAGUAAAGACUACUAUAGAAGCCGAAGUCUAAUUCUGUAGUAACUUUGACUCGAAUACUAUCGACUUUUCAACAAAUCUGCAGCAAUCGACGACCGUUGACUAUCAGGAAACAUGAAGCAAGUCCUGUUACAACGCGCUCCAGUGCAAAGGUACAGUUCAGUUGUCCACACAAUCGGUGUACUAAAAGGUACCAAGUCGACUUUCGAGGUGCAUGUCUUGACAAACCCGGUCACGAAGCAGCCUGAAGGUAUAGCCCUCAAUUUAGACCACAGAAGAAGACAGAACCCGUCAGAAUCCAAAACUCGUUGGGAGACCAAGGUAACCAGAACUUUCGAUACCAUUUCCUGAACUUUACCAUACGUCUUGGGCGUCUGUUGGAAGAUGACAAGUUUGAUACCUUGCUUCACCAAAUGUUAGAAGAAAAUCGAAUCCUCGUCUACAACAAGGACAAGGAGGUUGUCCUGUGGAAAAAUGGCAUCCGUUCUCCGGUCAACAUAACUUCUGUGUUCUUUGCAAGGGCCGUCCUGCCAAUUGAAAGCAAAGAAGCAAAACUCGAGAAAGAACGAGCCUGUUUACCAUACAAAAGCCCCAAGAAGCUGCAAGCGUUCUUUCAAGAAUACCGCAGCACCUCGUUGCCCCUUGGUUCAAACGGGGAUAUCUUCGCCCCUCGCGAGGGAGGAUCAAGCGACAUGGAGCGCUUUAGGGUCUGGGAAUGUGGCUUUGAAUAUGUUAACCCACCAGAGAAACUGAUAGUUAUUGGGCACUUCCAGGGCGACGCUGCAGUAAUGGUAGGGACAAAGAGUGGUAAGGUGUACCUGGACAAAGACGAGAUAGUCUACAACGUGGCGGACACACUCUCGGACUUUGCCGACAAGGGCUGUCGAAAGAACCCGACCUUUUUCGACUUCUGCUUAGCACGACCAAAGGAUGUCAACAGUUUGCCCUGUGCUGCCGGCACGUAUAAAGAUGAGAAGCUAGCAGAAGACAUACCUGAAGAAGACAGAUGGACCUUUAUUGGUCAUGAUCCCAAGGAACUCGAGACCGACCGUGAAAAGGCCCGCCGACUGUAUGCAGAAAGGGCAGACUACUUCAAGCAUCCACCUGAAGAUUUCCUCGAUUUUUCCAAUGAAGAGAAUCAAAGUCAAUCAGAGUCUUUCUUUGCACAGUUUGAUCCAAAUGAAGUCAACCAAGAACCGUUCUGGUCAUGGCCCUGUCAGGAUAUCCCAACCUCUAAUCCUUUCAAUCAACACGCUUUCCAGUUGUGUGUAGAAACUUAAAGUUAGCAUUUUAGGCUAGCUAUCAAGUCUUUGAAGGGAUGUUUUGUACAAUGUUGGUACCAGAAGAAGAAAUAUUUUCAAUUUUCAAUUUCUUAUCCAACAUUGCUUUGUAAUACAAAGUAAAGUUGAAUAAGAAAUUGAAAAUUCAAAAUAAAGUUAGUAACUAACCUUCAACAUAUUCGAGUCAUAUUUCCUACCUUUAUAGGACCCUCACACUAAAACUGGAUCAUUAGUAAUCAAGCAGAAUCAUACGGAAUGAACAAUUCGCAUCAUUCGAGCCACAUUUGGGCAAGAAUUCCAACCUCUUCACACGAAAGACGGAAUGAGCCGGAAUGCCGUCUGAAUGAAAAUUCUCUUAUAUUCCUGGGUAUUAGUACAUUCUAGAAAUUCUUACUGCAUCUAAGGUAUUUGGGUACAUUUUUGUAGCCGGUUGGUUCUCCAUCGAAUGAGGUCAGAACGUUUCGCAUACUAGUUUAAUUGUUGGAAUACCUUAGAAUGCAGACGCUGAAAUGUACACGGAAUGCCGCUCGACAUUUCUCCGCCUCAAAUGCACCUUGAAUGUUCUGAGCUUGACAAAAGCAUUUGAGACGGCCAAAAGAAUCGGCACAAAUAUCUAGAUUGCAGUGAGAAUUUCUAGAUUACACUACGAAGUCCCAAUAAUAUACAAGGAACUUUAUUCAGACGGCAUUCCGGCCCAUUCCUAUUCUUGUGUGAAGUGGCAUUUAAGUCCCCUUCACACGAGAGCACGAAUGAGCCUAAAUGCCGUCAGAAUGAUCUUUUUUCUAUUCCUGGCUAUUCUUCGCAAUUCGUAGUGUAUUUUGGACAUUCCUACUGAAUUCCAAAUAUUUGUCCCCGUUCUUUUGGCUGGCUUUAAAGUGGAGAAAUAUAGAAUAGCAUUAGAAGUGUAUUCGAAGUGUAUUCUAACUAAUCUAACUGCAGUUUGACCACAUUCUGCAGCAUUCCAACAUUAUUCGAAACGUUCUUAUCUCAUUCGAUUCUUCCAUUUGGAAGUGCCACUCGGGAUGGCCCCGAAUGUGGCACAAAUUUUGCAAAUACUUUUUCCGACUGGUUCUGCUUGAUUCCUGCUAAUUCGGUUGCAGUGUGAAGGCCCUAUAACCGUUGGCAAUCCACGUGAAAACUGGCCGCGGCCAAGUCCCCUUAUUUCUGAUAGCCUAACAGAAAUAAGCCAACCACGUGCACCGUGACAACAGUAAUGCAUGUCAAAAUCGAUCGUUACGGUUGGAUAUCUUUAAAAGCUUCAGCGGGGAAAAAAAUCACCACUGAGUCUGUCAACAAACUUCAUUAACAAUUCGAGCGAACUGCCGAACUCGUUGUUGAGCAUUCCUUUGUCAGUCAGAAAUUUGGUCAAUAUGGCAGACAACUCAAACGGCAGCGAAUAAUGCGGACUUAUUUCAAGACUCUCUCCUUGCACAAGUAAGUCGCAUUCACAGAUGUCGUUGUUCAGUCCAGUAAUGUAGAUUCAAGUUGUAACGAAGUAUAUUUUAAAAACUUUUAAUGCUUUUAUCGUUCAUAUACUUCAAUACAUCCCUAUACUAGAGAACCUUAUAAAGACAGGGACAAUUAAAGAAAAAAAUCAUUGAAAAUAAUAUACCGAUAUCACAGGUAUAGUUUGAUAUAAUAUGUUACUAAACUAGGUUACUGAGCUUGAGAAUGUCAAUUAUUAUCAAAAUCCUAAAGAGGGGCCUGCCUGUCCCUUUUGAUGGCCCUGAAUUCAAGAAGGACUCGCCAUGAAGCUUUGAAACAGUCCCUUUGUUAAAGCCAUCAUAAAAUGUCACUGACAGUUACGCCCAGCACUGGUACGCGUUGCCAAUGUUUACACAGUGUCAGCCUUUCCUACCUACACAUUGACUUAAGGAAACGAAGUCCAUCAACGAGUUUACUUACGAUGAACUCGGGGGGCAGCGUUAGGGAGUACAAAAAGCCCCGGUCACAAAGCCGAACAUGGCCCCCUGGACUUCCACUUACCAUGGCUGUGAGUGAUUCUAGUUUGAACUCAUUCCCAACCAAAAUUACUAAUAUCAGAACAUGGUCGAAUCACCCCAUCAUUCAUCCUGGCCAAAAACAGGUAAGGCUAGACUGACUUUUUUAUGGAUGACAUCCUCUGGAGACCCUAAAACUAAAGACAAUUUCAGUAAAAAAAAACAGGCCGCUAAACCACAGGACUAUACAUCCAGUUUAUUAUUUCCCAGCCUUGGUUUGUCUUAUGUUCACCUCUAGUAUGACACACGAUAGUCGACAUUUCAAUAAUACUUUUAUUACGCUUUUUAAUUUGUAGAGGUAAGCAGUUCCUCUGGCAAGCAUAAAAUCCAAAUAGACCUGGAAUGCUAUAGGGUGACAUGUGGCCACAUUUUUUUAGAACAGGCAAAGGGCAUUGCACGCGCGAAUGUCAUCCAUAAAAUUCAGUCAGUGUGGCUUAAUGGUGAAUUAGGUUUGUCUGAUGAUUGUCUAAUUACAAAUAAAGCUUUUAGUUUCUUUCUGUAUACGAUUUGUUGUUGAUUUUCAACGUUCCAGCUGAAUUUACAAUUGUACCUUGUUAGUUAACAAUAAGACGAUAACUGUUUCAUUAUCAUUAAUCAAAAAUCAACAGCCUGAAUAGAUACAUGAGUGCAUUUGUUUUAUUCUGUGGCAAGAUUCCAUUAAUAUAAAGUUUUGGUUGUCAGAUUUGCCUGUUGAAUUUUGACACUUGGGUUGUUGACUGAAUAAGAUGUAAUUCUACUGAAGUUUCAAAAUGCCUUUUGUGUAGAGAAUCAUAAUAUCAAUAUACACAUUGAGGUUUGCACUGUGAUGAUAGUAACGUUUGCCAACUUGUUGAAUAUAAAACAUUACAUGUACAACCAUACUGACAAAUACUGUAUUCCCUUAUUAUGUAACCCUAGUGUGCAUAGAUAAGUUUAAUUUUUCCAUCAAAGUGUAAGUCAGUCUAAAAUCAAAUGUCUUUCUUUCAUCUGUCAACAAUACUAGCACAGCAUAUUUAUCCUAUUCCUUACGAUUGUUAAGCUAAGAACCAACCAAUUAAAAUUUGUGUAACCCAA